AGGUGUUGAUAAAAUUUGAUCUGAUUAUAAUGAGUAAGCACUACGACAAUUGGGAGAGGCUGGUGGUGGCCGUGCUACGGCGACAGCAAGACCGUGAGAUAGCCCUGUGCCCUUCAACGGAUUCCAGCGCCUUCAGCUCUCGAUCUUCCAGUUUUAGUCGUGAAUUUUAUGAUCACCUACACGAUGCGAUCAUUAAGAACCAAAAUAUUCCAUUUUCCCUGUCAACUUAUACGAGUUACCUGGAAGAUGAAAGGAAUGGGAAGAAAAGUUAUAUGGUGGGAGCAAAAGAUCUGAUCAUUACUUUUGGAAACAACUCAGUCAAGUGGCAAUGGAGAUUUGAUGAUAAUUAUUCUAGGGAGGUGGCGGAAAUGUGUUCACCGGGGAGGUUUGAUGUCCGAGCAAAGAUCGCAGCAGGAACGCUGAAUCCGCGGACAGUCUACGGAGCGUAUUUGGUGUACAAAUUGAGGGAGACGGCGGAGGGGGUGGAGACGGCCAAGGGGAGUAUGAGGUUCGUGGAUGAUGAGGGUGUGGGAGCACGAGCACGAGCACGAGUGGUGCAGCUGCAUCCUGGCGAGGGUGAGGGAUGGAUGGAGGUGGAUGUGGGAAGCUUCUACGUGGGAGAGAGAGAUGAAGGAGAAGUGGAAACGCGGUUGGUGGGAACACUACGGAGAUGGAAAUGUGGGCUUAUUGUUCAAGGCUUUGCUUUCCGCCCUUCUUCUACCUUUACAGACGCGCCUCUUCUCUCCAAUAAAUUUAAGUCUACAUCUGUGUGGGGGUAAUUUUUUAUUUUUAUGCUUCAACUUUUUUACUUAACUUUUAGGCUUUAUUUAUUAGGGUACAUGCAGUGCAUGUGUGUAUGCAGUGUGUUUAAUGGUGUCCAAUUUUAUAAUUAUUUAAAAUUU
Molecule: messenger RNA, 902 nt
Organism: Salvia hispanica
Lineage: Eukaryota; Viridiplantae; Streptophyta; Magnoliopsida; Lamiales; Lamiaceae
Product: F-box protein At2g02240-like
Source: RefSeq, a predicted model, not a curated record